Pelobates cultripes (western spadefoot toad) is the source of this 7585-nucleotide messenger RNA. Lineage: Eukaryota; Metazoa; Chordata; Amphibia; Anura; Pelobatidae. The record is from the annotation of a GenBank genome assembly.
GUUAUAGAAUACAUCCUGAAAAUGGCAGAACGCGGCGCACACAUCACAACAGCUUCUCCAGGAGAUGAUCGUCCAUCUAUUUUUGAGGUGGUAGCCCAGGAGAGUUUAAUGGCAGCUGUAAGGCCAGCCUUGCAUCAUGUUGUCAAGGUUAGUGACAUAUUGCUAUGGGUGAGUUGGUGAAAACACAUAUGUGCACACAGUUCUCCCUCUUGGAUUAUACAGUGACUUUUCAUUUCAGAAGAUGUGAUUUUGCUCAAAUUAUGGAGUGUAUAUUCUAUUGUUCAGAAAUCUGGUUUGCUUAAAUGGGAAUUUUUAUUAAAGGGACACUAUAGUCACCAGAACAAUUAUAGUUUAGUUGUUCUGGUGAGUAUAAUCAUUGCCUUCAGGCAUUUUAAUGCAAACACUGCCUUUUCUGAGAAAACGCAGUGUUUACAUUGCCCUAGGGACACCUUCAAGUGGCCACUCCUCAGAUGGCCACUGGAUGUGUUUCCUGGCUUAGUGCUGCACAGUAGGCUGCACUGCCGUUCAGCUGAAUUUUCAUAGAGAUGCAUUGAUUCAAUCCAUCUCUAUGAGGAGGUGCUGAUUGGCCGAAAAAAAUGGGAAAGCAUUGGAUUGGCUAAAAAUCGUCGGUUUGUGAUAAUGUCACCAAGGGUGCAAGCCAGUGCCGGCAGACCCGCGGCGUUGGAAAUGAGGUGAGUUUUUAAAUUGCUUUUAAGGGGGCAAGGGUUUAGCACUAUAGGGUCAGGAAUACAUGGUUGUGUUCUUGACCCUAAAAUGUUCCUUUAAGCAUGACAUUGGUAUGAAAUGUAUCUGGAGCACAGUCUGUUGUGUAUCUGGGAUCUCUCUCUGUCUCUCGCGCUCUCUCUCUUUAUCUAUAUAUAUAUAUAUAUAUAUAUAUAUAUAUAUAUAUAUAUAAACACUUAGCUUGCUUUACUCAUUAUGAUUUGAGAUGUCAUGUUUCUUUAUCUACUGGAUCGUCAUCUGUGUAGUUCAGAUACUGAGUACCACAAUUUCUCUAAUCCAUUUAAGACCAAUUUCCCACUCCUUUAUGAGAAAGCAUACAAAUAGGCUUUUUGGAACAAUUGUAAAAAAAUCAGUUUAUUUACAUAUUAAUACUCUGUAGAUUACAUUUGAGUGUAUUCCCUAAACAGUGAACUGUGAGUUUAAAGGCAAGUCCUAGCUCUAAGUAUGUGAAUUCAAAGGAAAAACCUAGCUAUGCUAUCAUUAUUAAAUUUAUCUUUCUACUAUAAAAUGACAUUUAAGACCACUAAAGUUUCUGAAGUGCGUGUACUCUUUUUCUCAUAUUUCAAAGCGCAGAUUUCAAUAGAAAUUGACAUUUUUAUAAAGAAACUUUUUUACAUUCUCCAGACUGUCAACCAGACAAAAAAAAAUUACUGUUUAGCAGAUAUAACGCCAAUAAAAAAAAAAUUGCAUGCAUUUAAUUAUCAUUUUUAAUUGGUGGCAUAUCUAAAAAUGCUUGAAAAAGCACACCAUUCACACACAAAGCUUUUCAGCAAGCUAAAGUGCUUUAGGGGUCUAGAGUGUCCCCUCAAAUUAAGAGGCAGUAAUUGCUCAGAGCACAUGCUUUGCAAAGACUUCUAAUUGAACUACAAUGGGAAGUCUGUGGUUGGACAGCUUCAGAAAGUUUGGGCUUGGUUGGAAGGGAUGACAUCUGCAUCUUUUGCAAGCUGUUUUUAGAUAUACUUCCAAUGUAAAAUGGAUGCAUUUCUCAUUGGGGUAUAUCUGCUAAAUUGUGAUUUUUAUGUGUGUUGCAUUUGUGCAGUGGAGUUUCCCUUUGUUUUCACUACCACAUUCUUUUGAAAAUAAAUAGUGCAGGCAUACCAUUCAGUUUAAUAAAAACAGUAUGCGUUGCAAGCACUUGAAAUUAAAUCUUUCUCUUUAUUUCUUCAUUCUUUAUAGAAAUUGCGGGCACAGUUAACACAUUAUUAUCCCUUGUAUCACAAUCCUUUUGACAGCUUCAAACUAAUUGGUACAGAUAGGCAGAUGCAAUAUGUAAAAAAUAAUUGUUUGUGUUGUAUGUGUUCAUUUUUAGUUUUUUUCCACAUUAGGAAGGCAUAUCAACAAAGGUUUAUGUUUAGCUGGAAAUAAUGUCCAAAGCCUUCUGCCAUGCAUGCUUUCUGAGGUAUGGCUAUAUGAUCUCUAUUUCGCAGGUUCUUGCAGAAUCCAAUCCUGCACGUUAUGGCACUUUGUGGAGAUGGUUUGAUGAGCUUUAUACCUUGCUGGACCUGCUUCUACAGCAGCACUACUUGUCCUGGGCCAGAGCUUCAUUCUCUGAAAACUUUUAUGGAUUGAAGCGGAUGACAGAAGGAAGUAAGAGUGGCCUUCGUCCUCUUAGAAGGAAGGAGUACUGGAAGUCCCUGCUUCUUCUGGUACUUGUACCUUACCUGCGGAUGAAGCUGGAGAAGUUUGUGAACAAGCUGAAGGAAGAAGAGGAUUACUCCAUACACAACACAACAUCUUUCCGCAAAAGAUGGUAUAAAGCUAUCCUCGCAACAUACCCCUUUGUGAAAUUUGCUUGGGAAGGUUGGUUUUUAUUCUACCAGCUACGAUAUAUCCUCUGGAAUGCCAGGCACCAUUCUCCACUACUUAAGAUAGCUGGAGUACAGCUGACAAGGCUAACGUUAGAAGAUCUACAUGCCAUGGAGAAGACCACGGCAAAAACCUCAUCAGGGCAAGCUAAUGAUAGGUAAGUUGUUGAAGAAAACUAAUGCAGUUUAAGUGAAAACAUAGCUAGGUGAUACUAUCCUGAUCAAACCGUAGCAUUAACUAAUGGGAUAGCUUCUCUCAAUCACAGCAGAAAACUCUGAUAUUUGUAUAAAUAUUCUGCCAACUCCGUAACAGACAGUGUUUUCCUUGCACUCGAUAACAGUAAAAUGUAUCCUGGUUUAGACGGCCAGGUUAUUUUAUCCUCACCAGAUAUUAUUUAUCUGAAAAAGCCCACCUAGGAAAAAGGAAAGCUUAACAUCUAUUUCUUUGCAGACCCAAUUUAUACAGCCCUUGUAAAGCUUUCUCCCUGGGUGCACUCCUUUUAAUAUCUGGGGUUCUCCCCUUAUUCCAGGGCUCCACAAAUCCCAGGCACCAGGUCGACAUGGCAACUAGAAAUUUCUCCCUGGCGCCUGGGAUUUGCCAGCUCUGCGGGAAAUAUUGGAGCUGUGAGCACCAUGGAGGUGGCCGGCUGAGGCAGCAUAGAGCCAGCCGCCCACGGGUGCUUUGUUGGCGGCGCGCGAGGGAGCAGUACUUUGCUUGCAGCUCCAAUCUUCUCCCUUGCGUUGUUUAAUGAUGCUGGGAGUUGGAAUAUGAUGUCACACCGGCCCCGACAUCAUUACAGAGAGCACGAGGGAGCAGAUUGGAGCUGCAGGCAAAGUACUGCUCCCUCGCUUGCCGCCUACAAUGCCCAGACGGGCGGCUCUAUGCUCCUCAUGCGCAGGAAGAUAAUAGCCCCACUAGACCCCAGGGAAAGGGAGGGAGGCUGAGUGGGUUUCAAUGAAAACAAAAAUGAGCGUGUGUGAGCCUGUCAGGGUGAGUAUCUGAGUGUGUGUCUGUCUGUCAGAGUGAGUGUCUGUGUGUGCCUGCCAGAGUGAGUGUGAGCGUCUGUGAGCCUGUCAGUGUGCAUGCAAGCCUGUUGUCAGAGUGUGGGCGUUUAGGCACCUGCUCCCUCCGAUCGCACGAGGAACGUGUUUUACUCAGGAAAGCAUUGGGAGGAUUUCGUGCAUGCGCAGCAAAUGUGCCAAUCCCCAUCUCCUGAUAGAGAGACCCUGAACGUGGCGCAGCAGUGACCCUCUAGUGGCCGUCUCAGUGACUGUCACUAGAGGUGUUACUAAGCAGCAAUGUAAACACUGCCUUUUCGCUGGAAAGGCAGUGUUAAGCCUGCAGGGACAGGCUAUAGACACCAGGACAACUACAUCAAAUUGUAGUGCUUCUGGCUACUAUAGUGGCCCUUUAAGAAUUGCAUUUUUCUCAUUGAAAAUGACUGGCUACUAACUUUUUUUAGCUGGCUCCUAGAUUCUAAACAAAGUUGUCAAACCUUGCCUUAUUUCAUCAUUAAGGAGAUGACAGUGGUUAUAUGGGCUUUAUAAGGAGAUUUAAACAGUUUAGUCUGACAGAUUAUCAAAUCCCAAAUUGCUGCUGGGACAUAGGAUGCAGUUCAGCUGCUUGGUUUGGUUUUUCAGGUAAGUGUAUUUGUAUUAUGUGUCUUCUUCUAGUUCUUUUAAACUACCAGGGAGGCAUUUCUGCACCCAUAUAUAAAAAUCGGCAAUCUUUUAAAUGGCCACAAAGCAAGCUGAAGUGCUUUAUUUGCAACAAAAACAGACUGUGAGAAAUCUUAAAACAAAAGAAAGCUUAGAGAAACCUCAGUAGCUUGUCCUUUGGUUAGUCCACACUCAGAUCUCAAAAAUGUUUCUGCUCACUUAUGCCAGUACAGAAAUAACCUAUACCAUUUGCAUAUCAGACUGAUCUCACCCAUAAAGGCAGUCCAGAACCAAAAUGCCAGCUAGUUGACUAUGUAAAAAAAAUAUUGCAGCAACCCUGGCUAUCAUAUCGGCCUUCUUUGGUUCUCGUCAGCAAAGUGUAACUGAUACCCCUCUAGGUUCAGUGAGCACAGGGAUUUUAUCUUGGAUUUUGUUCAGUUUUUUUUAAAUCCCUUGUGUGCAUAUCAGAUUUGUUUGGCUACUUUGAUCUUUUAAUUUGAAAUUCCAUUUGCCUAUUCUCACUUUAGUAAAUAACCCCGUGCAAUUUCAAGCAAUACAUUUUGUGUAUGUGUGUUAUAGUUUAUCUAAAUGUUGCAGCUGAAUCCUGUGCCUCUUUUUUUUGUAGCAUGGGUCAACGCAUGAAAGACACAAUGAAGAAAGUGCUUGGUGGUGUAGCCUUGUCUGUAUCCUCCAGCUUAUCACUUGGCGUCUUCUUCCUGCAGUUUCUUGAGUGGUGGUACUCUGCAGAAAACCAAGACACACUCAAAUCCUUGAGUUCUUUGCCUGCUCCCCCUGCCCCCAUACAUUUUGACUUAGAAACAUAUUCCCCUCUUUUGCCCAAGUUAAAAACUGUGUGCCCACUUUGCCGCAAGAUACGAGUCAAUGAUACAGCCCUGGGCACCUCAGGAUAUGUAUUCUGCUACCGAUGUGCAUAUUACUAUGUUAAAACUCACCAGCGGUGUCCAGUGAGUGGCUAUCCAACUGAGCUGCAACAUCUCAUCCGACUCUAUACACCUGAUGGUUGAACCACAGCAUGAACUAAAUAGACCACUUCAUCUUGAUAGACUACUGCUGGCUAAUCCUGAUUUAAAGGUUUAACAGCGCAAGGUUUUAGAGUAAAUGUAAUAGGCAUAUUAAUGCAAAUACAAGAUAAAAACUAGACAGAUAUGCUGGGUUCCAGACUAAGUGGGUAACUUUGACCCAUAGUUUUAUUAUUAACAAUGUGAUUCUUCAGCUUUGAGGUGUCACUUUGAGGGAGGAAUGAGACUAUCCUAUUGCUGUAAUUAUCUUUGGUAAGCUGUGAGAACCAGGGAGGUAGGCAGCACAUGAGAACUGUAUUGAUCAUCCAUCUGCCUCUACUGGUUAAAAAGAAAUGCGCUUGAAGUGACAAAUCAAAAAGAAACAAGCAAACAAAAAUGCUCAAUACGAAGUUUGUUUCAUUGGAAUAGAGAUGCAGAGAACUAAAACUCUCAUUGCGACAGUUUAAUGACAAACCUGAAUAUGUAAGAGAGACACUCUUACAGACUGGACUAUCCUGAAAUUCUAGGGGGUGUUUGUAACCCAAGAAAAAUACUAGGAUAAUGGAUGACAUUUAACUUGUAUCUUUAAAUCUAUUUUCAAGUACCAAUACAUUUAUCCAAUUUACAAAAAAAGUUAGGAAUUCCUGACAUAAUUUUUCAAGAAGACGUUUAAAGAGAUUCUAGAGUGUUAGGAAUACAAAUCUGUAUUCCUAAUACAAUAGUGCCCUCCGGUCCUGUCCCCCCACACCUCCCAUUCCCCAAGUUUAGAAAGGAUUAAAAACCAUUUAAUCACUUCCCUGAUUCCAGCACUGAUGUCCCUUGGUGCUGGGUCAGCACUCUUUCUCUGACAGAGCUGGAGAGGUGAGGGGAGAAAUUGAUCUAAUGCUCAUGAGCAUUAGGCCUUCCCCACAGUAAAGCAUUUGAUCCUAUGGGGUGUGUUAAUGAUGCUGGAUGUCCUCAUGCAGUGCGUGAUGAUGUCUGGCGUCACUUAGGGGACCCAAAGUCAGGUAAACUCCUGGAAGCGUCUCUAGAGGCAGUGUUGGUGCUGCAAUGUAAACAUUGCAGAACUAAGAGGGCCAGGGACAUUGCACCAAAACCACUUCAAUGAGAUGAAGUGGUCUGGGUGCCUAUAGGGUCCCUUUAAGCCUGUUGAUAAACGGCAUAAUAGUAGUUUCCAAUUAAUAAUAAUUAAAAAAAAAACAUUUGUGCUGGGAAAGCAGAAGAGUAGAUCCACAUGUCUAAAAAAAUUUUUUUUUUUAAUUCAUAUUGAAUUAAGCGGCUUUAACAUUCAUAUUGAGUUAGAGUGCUCAAACUCACUUUUACUUCCCAGAUUUUAGGGCAACCAAAAGUUAGCUAUUGGAUAUAUUAGUAUUAUUUUUUUUUCCUUAAUCAUCUUAAUGAAUUUCUUUUUAUUUUAAUUUAUGUGCUUUUACACUUAGCAAGCCUGAGGUAUAAAGGAAUAGCAAAGUUACAUAAUUACCUCUGUAGGUUCCCUAAAUGUGGGGGGUUUUAUUGUUGGCAUUAUUAUAGCACCGAGAGCGCAACCCACCUAUUCAAGGACCACCUGGUGAGCAAUCAUGUGGGUAAACAGUGUGUUGGGGGCGCUGCCUUAGUUAGCAUGUAUUUUGUUCUUUAGAAUGAGAGAAAAUACAUUUAUACGUGCACACCUUUGCUCUGCUAUUGCUUAAGGGGACCUACUGCGUAGAGUUCAUGUUGCCACUAAAUUAAGGGUACUUUUGCACACGCAACCACCCAUGAAUUUCCAUACAUGUGACUUAUUAAACUUACAUGCAGAAUUAAACCAUACAGUUAUCACUUUGGCCUAAAAUUGUUAUAGUUCUUAAUUUAAUUCAUUGGCUAAAGAGCUUUGGCUAAUCCCAAGUUGUUAAAGGGGCAGUCUAAGCAUCAUAAUCACAAUAUGAUGUUGUAUUGGUUACGGUGCUGCAAGCCUGUAGUUGUUACCCUCAGGUAUCCAUGGACUGCUUGCCUAUUGCUAAUGUGGAUUUUCCACUUUUCACAUGUUCAUGUGCUCAACCUAUAACAGUUAUAUAAUGUAAUAUAAUAUUGUUAAAUAUGAAAGUAAAAAUUCCACUUUAACAAAAUAACAGGAGGCCUUAAUUUUUGUCAAAUCAUUGGAAAAUGGUUCGAUCUAGAACUGAGAAAAGGCAGCUGCAGUGUAACACCACACAGUGGUUAUGGUGCUUAGGUCUUUUAAUAAUUCCUUAUAUGGAGACAUGUUGGAAUGUCUUAUACAGCAACAAUGUUAGGAACAAUUGUGCAUUUUAUCAUUGUACUAUCUACUGUUUUGUUGUCAUUAAAAUUGUUAACUUCUAUUAUGUUAUUUCUUGUGUAUGCACU